This is a messenger RNA of Gigantopelta aegis, 2310 nucleotides long. RefSeq lists its product as uncharacterized. Gene Ontology annotation, biological process: regulation of apoptotic process. The transcript is spliced from 5 exons. Lineage: Eukaryota; Metazoa; Mollusca; Gastropoda; Neomphalida; Peltospiridae. The record is from RefSeq and is a predicted model, not a curated record. The coding region runs from base 687 to 2045 and encodes 452 amino acids.
UCCAAUGUGUCCGGACCCCUCCCCCCUCAAAUUUGAGAAGUGCCCCUUUUAUUUAGGAUUUUAAGGUUUUUUACAAAUUUAUUUAGUUUUUUUAGCACUAUUAUAUUAUGGUCCAUGUGAACCGUGUGUAAUUUUUCAAUAGUGCCUUUUCAUAAUGUUAUGGUGCCCUUUUUGUCCUGACCCCCCCCCCUCCCCCACCUCAUCAGAAAAGCUGGAUCCGCCCCAGCUACGAAGUACUUCUGUUGUCAUCUUGUUACUAUAAAUACCCAUUGUACAUGUGCUGUCGUUUGACGGCCUGAGUGUACCGAAAUAAAGUUUCAAGUUUCAAGUAUUUAGUACCCAACAUGUUUGUGCAUAAAUAGAAAUCAUGUGACAGGAAGAAAAGAAAGAAAAAAAACCCCAUCGGUCACGUUAUAUGGAGUCACAUGAUAUAGUAAGGAGUCACAUGAUAUAGUAAUUUACUACUAUCCAGUAAAAUAUUAAGUUUUGACAAGAUUUUAAAAUGUUCUUACCAUAAAAGUAUCAUAAUAUGUAUAACCGACAGAGGAUUUAAGCUACCAAAGGUAUGUCAUGUGUUUUAUACCUCACAAGACGUCCCAGAACGUUCUACCUAUUAUACCAGGAAGAAAGAAGACCUCUUGAGUGUUAAAGCAGCGAUCUCGACACAAAUCACCAUCCAUUUCACAAUGGAAAGAGCAGAAGACCUGAAUGACCAGGAGUCUGGCGAACUUGUUAGUGCCCAAAUAUCAGAUAGUGCAGUGAAGGAUGGCGAUGCUGCUUACGCCCAAUUAUCUGAGGACGCUGGUGGACCCAAAGUUGCAAAUAAUGACACGACUGCUUCAAAUGAGGAAAUGCGUCUUAAGGGAAACGACUUAGGAAACAGUGUAUCUGAGCAUGACAUACUACUCGUCCUAUUAGACAGAUCAGAGAAGUUAGAUUCUCGUCUUCGUGGGAUUGAAGAUGAAGUCAAAGAGAUGCACCAGUAUCUAAAAAUCACUCAUGAUGGCGUGUACAGAACUGGCGUCGCCAUCAAUAAAUCAAAACUGAGUUCAGAACUAAGGUUUACUGAGGUAUUAAAUCAGCCGUUGCAACCAGAGAAAGACCAUAUUUCCACGCUGCGAGAAGGCUUCAGUUCGUUGAUUGAUAACUUAGAGCCAAAGGACAUAGAAAGCCAACUCAUCAGCAAACGUGUCCUUUCAGUCAGCGAUGCAGAAUCUAUUAAAGGAGAAAAACGCAGAAGUGACAGGGUCAGACAACUUGUGUGCUGUCUGUGCAAAAAAUCACCAGAACAUUUCGAACAUUUUCUGGACACAUUACGAGAGUCAUACGAUUUCUUAGCCGAACACUUUGACAGUAUUAGAUCAACUGCAAAGGAACCUUUUAUCAGAAUCCAGACAUGUUCCGUGUGUAUACUGCAGUCAGAAGUAGAUAUUCGCACAAUUACGGAUUAUAUGUUUAGAUAUGGCACGAUCACGCCCGAAAUGUUCCGAGAGCUUACGACGAAGACGAUACCAUUGGGCGUCAGGUGGGCCCAGUUGCUGCAGGUUGUGAACUACGAACCAGGAGGUGAGCAUGUCAGAGACACGUUUUUCAAAGCCGUCAUGCUGACCAACACGCGGAUCUACUCCUUGCUGCAUCAGUUUUUCUCCAGGACCAACAGACUAGAGUGUCACUGUCCCAAGACACAAGAGGAACAGGAACAGCUGCAGAACGUCUGGGCUUUAAGCCGACAGCUGAGUCUAGAACCCCCUUUGUUUUACAGGAAUAAAGCAGAAGACCCGUGGGUACGAGUGUGGGUCCAGAAGUCAAAGUUUUCUAAUCCAGACACAGAUCGCUCUUCAACAAAUCGUGAGAACAGUCAAGGACAUUCCAGUGGAAAUCGAGAACCUUCUUCAGAGAAUGAGGAUGAGGUCGAAGAACAUAGAAUCUUCCAUUCUUUAUCCCUGAGUCGACAAACAACCACAGAUGGUAAGGAUUCCAGUGGUGUUGUUAACAAGGGACUACUCAAUGGUGUCAAGUGGUUAAAGGAUAAAUUAACACUCUGAUAUGGUUGAAUAUGUAUAUAUGUUUUAUAGUUUUACUGUCAACAGUACUUGUGAUGACAUUCUGAAAACAAAAACACUUUUGGAGGUGUAUUUGGAUACGGACUCAAAAUAUUUGUAUCCAUCAUAUCACUGAUUUGGUUUUCAAAUGCGUAUUCCACUUUUGUUCUAUAUGCGAUUUAGGAUCCAUUUGAUGGACUAGGCUGGAUUUAGAUUUUACACGAAAAGUAGAUUUUGUGUGUGGUAUAUUAAAUAUUAUAUGAAAUGA